GGGAACCGAUCCCGACGACGGGCUGCCGCCAGCGAGCAGCGGCCGCGAGGAGCUACGAGCGAAGCGUGCGAGCCCGCUGGGCCGCCAGCGCGAAUGUGCGCCUUCUGAUGCGCGGCGUGACGAGCACUAGCAGCGAUGGCUUCUGCCGAGGCGACGUCGCCCGCGCCCAACAUGUCGCCGGGCGAGCUGGAGUGCAUGCGGGAGCGGAAGUGGUGGUGCUUCCUGCUCUCCAGCAUCUUCACCUUCCUGGCGGGCCUCUUCAUUAUCCUGAUCUGGCGAGCCCUGGCCUUCCUCUGCUGUCGCAAGGAAAAGGCAGGCGCCUACAGUCCUGGGGCGCCAAAGCAGCCGACCGCCAAGAAAGCACCCCCGGGCGCCGCCGACGCCAAGCGCAAGGCCGGGGAAGGGGCCGCCGAAAUCGGGUUCAUGACGGAGGCCAAGGACUGGGCAGGGGAACUCAUCUCGGGACAGACCACCACAGGCAGGAUACUGGUAGUCCUGGUGUUCCUGUUAAGCAUAGCAUCUCUCAUAAUAUACUUCAUUGACGCUUCGAGCGGUCCUCACGACAUGUCCCAACAUAAUGAAAAACAACAAAGAUACCAGUCUCACAGUGACACGCAAGACGGAGUUGAGAAAUGCCAGUCUUGGUCGACGAACACAACGCAGCAAAUAGAUCUAGCUCUGAAUAUAUUCUUCAUGGUCUAUUUUUUUAUACGUUUCAUUGCGGCCAGUGAUAAGUUGUGGUUCAUGUUGGAGCUAUAUUCAUUUGUUGAUUACUUCACCAUUCCGCCGUCCUUUGUUUCUAUCUACUUAGACCGUACAUGGAUUGGCCUCCGUUUUCUGCGAGCUCUGCGAAUGAUGUCUGUACCAGACAUCUUGCAGUACCUGAACGUCCUCAAGACAAGCAGCUCUAUCCGACUCGCCCAGCUCGUCUCCAUCGUCAUCAGCGUCUGGCUGACUGCCGCGGGAAUUAUCCAUUUGUUGGAGAAUUCUGGCGACCCUCUGGACUUCGCCAAUGCUCGCAAGUUGACGUACUGGGAGUGUGUAUACUACCUUAUCGUAACUAUGUCCACUGUGGGUUAUGGUGACGUAUACUGUCAGACAACACUGGGACAAGUCUUCAUAGUACUCUUCAUACUGGUUGGCUUGGCCGUGUUUGCCAGUUGCAUUCCUGAGAUUCUAGAGUUGAUAGGGACUAGGCCCAAAUAUGGCGGCGAGUACAGGCGGGAGCAUGGGAAAAGGCACAUUGUCGUGUGCGGACACAUCACCUAUGAAUCUGUGUCCCACUUCUUGAAAGAUUUCCUCCAUGAGGACCGAGAAGAUGUAGAUGUAGAGGUAGUUUUUUUACACAGAAAACCUCCAGACCUUGAACUGGAAGGUCUGAUAAAAAGGCAUUUUACAACAGUGGAGUUCUUUCAAGGCAGCGUCAUGAAUCCAAUUGACUUGCAACGAGUCAAGGUCCAUGAGGCAGAUGCAUGUUUGGUGCUGGCAAACAAGUACUGUCAGGACCCGGAUGCAGAGGACGCUGCCAACAUCAUGAGAGUCAUCUCCAUUAAAAACUAUUCUGAUGACAUCAGAGUCAUCAUUCAGCUGAUGCAGUAUCACAACAAGGCUUACUUGCUGAAUAUCCCCAGUUGGAACUGGAAACGGGGAGAUGACGUGAUAUGCGUGUCGGAGCUGAAACUCGGCUUCAUUGCACAAAGCUGCCUGGCCCCUGGUUUUUCAACCAUGAUGGCCAACCUAUUUGCUAUGAGAUCCUACAAAACGUCUCCUGACAUGCCCGCAUGGCAAAACGAUUAUCUGUGCGGCACAGGAAUGGAGAUGUACACCGAGAGCUUAUCCGCCUCUUUUACAGGCAUGACCUUUCCUCAGGCAGCAGAGCUUUGCUUUGUGAAAUUAAAACUGCUACUUUUAGCCAUCGAGGUCGCUGUUGAUGAAGGCUCAGAUUCCAAGAUUGCCAUCAAUCCCAAGAAGAAAAUAAAGAUUACUCUUAACACUCAGGGGUUUUUUAUUGCUCAGUCUGCAGACGAAGUGAAAAGGGCGUGGUUUUACUGUAAAAACUGCCACGAAGACAUCAAGGAUGAAAAGCUCAUCAAGAAGUGCAAGUGCAAGAAUCGUAAGUUUGGUCUGUUUAAAAAGGGUGUCAGGGCAGUACAGGCAGUUAGUCGAGCAAAUGAAGGUCUGCAUAACUCCAAUGUUCCCACUUUCACACCACCCGAAAUACCCAAGAGAGUCAAGUUACGAGUUGAAGAAGAAAGCUUUACCUACACGGCCACUCAGCCUCCAGCGGGCAACAACAACGACCAGAACCGCGUGAGCUCUGCACCGAAGCCAAAGCCAAGUACAAAAAAACACGACCAGAGCAAUUCGCUGACAUCGCCCAACGAGCGCGGAGGACGCUCUGCUCCCCCAUCCUACGCCAGUCCUGUCUCUGACACUUCCCACGUCACGCGGACGGCUGCGCCCGACAUGUUUGCUGGCUUACACCUUGCCUAUGAGGUCAAAAAGCUCAUGCCCACGAGCCGGGGAACCAAUGGCACCGGGAACUCGCAGAACGAGAAGCCCUUCCCAGUGGGCCUGUCUGACGAUCAGGCGAAAGAUUUCGAGAAGACCGAAAUGAAGUACGACUCCACUGGAAUGUUCCACUGGUGCUCGGCACGCCCCAUCGAGGACUGCAUACUGGAUCGAAACCAGGCGGCAAUGACUGUGCUCAACGGCCAUGUGGUUGUGUGUUUGUUUGCUGAUCCCGAUUCUCCACUAAUAGGGUUGCGUAACUUAGUAAUGCCACUUCGUGCCAGCAACUUUCACUACCACGAACUCAAGCAUGUUGUCAUUGUCGGCAAUGUGGACUACCUGAGGAGGGAGUGGAAGAUGCUUCAGAACCUGCCGAAAAUAUCUGUCCUUAACGGCUCCCCCUUGAGUCGAGCGGACUUGCGAGCGGUAAACAUCAACCUUUGCGACAUGUGUGUGAUAUUAUCUGCAAAGAUCCCCAGCAGCGAUGAUCCCACGCUGGCUGACAAAGAGGCUAUACUAGCCUCGCUCAACAUCAAGGCUAUGACCUUUGAUGAUACCAUAGGUGUCCUUACUCACAAUCCCAAUGGUGCUGAGGGAUUCUCCCCACUGGGUAGUCCCAUUGUGAUGCAACGACGAGGCUCUGUGUAUGGUGCCAAUGUGCCUCUAAUCACUGAGCUCGUGAAUGACACAAAUGUACAGUUUCUGGACCAGGACGACGAUGAUGAUCCAGACACAGAGCUCUACCUAACGCAACCCUUUGCCUGCGGUACCGCUUUUGCUGUUAGCGUGCUCGACUCAUUAAUGAGCACUACGUACUUCAACGCGAACGCGCUGACCUUGAUACGGUCACUGAUUACGGGUGGCGCAACCCCUGAGCUGGAGUUGAUCCUGGCCGAGGGGGCGGGCCUUCGUGGAGGCUACAGCACACCAGAGUCCUUAGCCAACAGGGACCGGUGCAGAGUUGGGCAGAUCUCCCUCUACGAUGGACCCCUGGCUCAGUUUGGGGAGGGCGGCAAAUACGGCGACCUCUUCGUAGCGGCUCUGAGGAGCUACGGAAUGCUCUGCGUGGGCCUGUACAGGUUUCGGGACACGAGCUCCUCUGGCGAGGCGUCCUCGAAACGGUAUGUCAUCACCAACCCCCCUGCAGACUUCACCCUGCUGCCGACGGACAUGGUGUUCGUCCUGCUGCAGUUUGACCCCGGGCUAGAGUACAAGCCCAACCGGGCCGAGGAGCCAAAGGACGACAACUCUUGACUCCUGCUGUGUAGCGCUUUGACUGACGGGCCUUACUCCUUCAUCUAAAACAGACAACACUCUACUACCCUGCUGCUUGCCUCCCACGGUGUGGACGGAGAUGGGACAAAGAGACACCGUACACCCAAACUGCACACUACAGCGAACGCCGCGCACAUAUCCUAGAGGAGCACUCGUUGCAGAGGCUUCUGAAGUGGGGGCUUUUCUUGGCUUUCUCAUUGAUGCCCCGAAUGACGCACAGAAGUGGCCUUGUAGCUUAGUUAGGCAUUACACUGUGGGGGAGGCUUCUCUCUGUUCCUUUUCUUUCGAGCUGUCGACUUUGGAACAACGAAAAUCUUAAGCAGCCCUGUGGAGGAACCUGCCGCGUGCGAGCUCUGGGCAGCCGCGAGUGGGCCUUCGGCCUCUUGAUCGAACUGCGUAAGGGCCUCCCAGGGCAAAGAAAGGCCGCCCCGAACUCUGCAGGUGUUCCCCGAGAGUACCAGAAACAAAGAAUCUUAUACGACAACAUGCAAAGCUGACAGAAACCUGUCAGGCCCGCUGCUUCCUUGUCACUCGUCGCCGGCGGCACAAGGGGGCAGGUAUCUUCAAAGUAUCUUCUAGGAACCUAGGGGCAUCUCACGCAAUUCGCCACUUAAUGAAGCGGACACACUACGCAGCACGUGGUGUCGGCAGUGCCCAUCGUUCGCGAUGCCAGGCAAUGCACACACAUUCACACACACACACACACAUACACACGCAUGCACACAGGAGGAAAACUCAAGGGUCGUCUGUUGAGGUCGCUACACGGUUAACGAAUGCAUUGGAAAUGCCUGAAAACGUGCAAAGUGCAACGCUGCUUUCGCAGCACACAUGAAACAAGACUUGGGACGAACGUCUCGUUUCAACACUCGCUCUGCAUGUCUACUUCUCUGUCCUGCUCUGUUCCCGACUCUCUGCAAUACAACAAGUGUUUGUUUUGUGUUAAAAGCUUGUACAUUUGACAUACGUCCUGACGCGACCGCGGCGUCACGCUCUUUGUACGAAAGGGUUCAUAUUUUAUGUACGAGUCAAAGAUUGUUGAAAUCUGUUUAGUUGCAUUGUUUCCAAGCGGAAGCACGUGCUGUACAGUAGUGUUGUAAAGUGAGCAAGUUAAUGCUGAACACUAUGAUGGAAGCUUAACAAUGUGUAACAUAACUUUUUGUGUAUAGAAGUGUACAUAAGCACGGCAGCGGGCCUUGACCCGGGUGUGCAUUCGGCCCGAAGCGAGAGGCGUCACUCGGUGACUGUGGUCUGUUUUUUCUCCAUGGAGCCUUACAUUUUUCAACCUUCGGUUUCACGUUCGCAUCAAUGUUAGCUCAAGGUCACACCGACGAGAUCACGUGCUAUACUGUGUAGUUACUACGACGCAGUGCUCCACUCAGCAAGCCCCCCUCCCGCGGACGGGCGGCGUGCACGGCCAACGACCAACUGAAUGUACAACAAAGCGUAGAUACUCGAGUGGCUCUUGCCAGCACCGCUCCGGAGGCCGCCGGCCGUGGAGUUUGAACGGUCAAUGCGUGGUUUUCGCUGGCCAUCUCAGCGACCGUCCCCCGUUGCAAUCGGGACAUUCGAUUUGGGCUCCCCCUUUCCGCCUCGAAAUAAAAUCCCCAACACGAAAAAAAAAACUUAAAAAAAGGCUGCUGACGUUUCACUCUACUUUUUUUUUUCCUCGUUGUUGCUGCGAGGGAGGGUACGUGAGGGGCAAGUCAUUUCCUAUCAGUAGCUGCGUAGGGCACUGCGCAGCGCAGCGCUGAAAAAGACAGAACAUGUCUCUGCGGUAUAAACACAGACACUAGACAAUCCAUGCAUGUUGUGAUUUUUCAUUGAACGAAACUAUGUUGCAAACUCUUUUUUAUUCUCAUUACACACGAGGGGGCUCAUUUAUCCCGUCGCGUGGAUGCCCCAGCGGAAAGUCGUUCGGAACUUUGUGAAGCGAGGAGUUGUGGCGCCAGGAAUCGCGCAGACUUCUCGUUGACAGUGUGUCAAAACUUGAGCAGCAAGGGUCGCUUUCUCUAUAUAUUUAAUUUGUGUGCUUUGUGUCGUUUUCUGCGCCGUGUUUGUGGCGCCUUCAUUUUCCACUACUUGGGCUAACCGAUUUCACCUGUGUGUGCAUGCUCACUCUUGGCUAACUUUGUGGAGAUUUUGCUUGCUAAAACUGAGCCAGCGGUAUUUUGUUGCCAUUACCUUUGUUACUUUAUCAUGCGUGUGCACUGGACGUUGGUGGCCUAUCUGCUGCUGCUUCUGCUGUUGCUGCUGCUGCUGCAUGUAAGCUUAAAGGAAUUGUCGGUUGACUACAACUGCCCACAGACGGCAUUUCGUUGUUUUUUAAAUGGAACCUGGUGACGCAUUGCCUGUCGUGCACACGUGUUCGCUUUCACAGCAUUGUUGCUUCGUCGUUAUCUGCUGUGACGCAGUGAGCUUGAUGCGAUAAGUAUACGUCAGCGUCUUGAAUAGUUAAAGCGUAGUGAAUCGCAGGCGUUGUGGCCACUUGAAUAGUGAAGAGACGGCGGCGACCCCGAAGCCUCGUUUAUUUGUCAUUCCUUUUUUCCUUAAGCCUCCGCGCACACGCGUUAUCUCUUCCCGAGAGUAUGUCACCGCGUGCAACAGCCCCGCUGCACAGAGACGCUCCAUCACUCGGCGAGGCAUCGUGAUCGAGGGGUCGUCAUGCAAGUGAAUCAACGAAUAUUCAAAUUCGCGACAUCACCCCGCAAAUUCGAGGGCCAAUACUGACUGCGCAAAAUGAUUUUGUCAGUGAGGAAGCGCGAAGUUUUGACAGUAUACCGGAAUGCACUCAACGAACGCGCGGCCCAUGAAGUGUAACUGUAUACCUGAGUGUCACUGCAAUUCACGAAUUACGGAGUUCUCCAGCGGCAGUGACGCUGUAGAAAAAAAAAAUCGCACCAUAUUCUAUUUUUUUUUUCUGUCCUGGGAAGCAUUGUAACGUAGACAAGUCGCAUCCGCAGACACUGAACACUCCGAGUUGUCGCGGAUAAAGGCCGAAAAAGGCGUCCCGAUGCUAACGGUCACCAACAGUCGUAUCAGUUCAAGAUUGGCGGUCUUAUGCUUAUAGCUUAUUUAUGGUGAACUACUCUUCACGCUGUGUAGCAGCAUAACGCCUUCAAACACGACUGUGGUGGCCGAUAACUGAAAUUUAGUUUCGUCUACGAAGCCUUGUCGACAUCGAUAUCUUGAGCCAAGAAAAACAAACGAAAGACACACGUUGGUUCUUUUCAUUGUAUUUAAUCAACGGUCGGCGACUUAUGCGCACCACACGCUGUUCUCACGAUUAGCUACGCGGCGCCUUGAAGCGCAGUGCGAUGACGUAGGCACCAUUUACCUCCAUCGAGCUUACCUCUCAUAGCAGUGCCCGAUUGUGGUUAGGGCGCAGAACGACCGUCAAUUGUCCGUUAUCUGGCGCUGCUAUUGUUGCGAUCACGAACAAGGCGUUAUAGUCUAUGAGGUCAUUAUUACCGCCGUGCCGUGUGUGCGUGCGCACAUGCAUGUAUAUCGAGGGCCAUCAUUGCGUGGCUAAAUAUAAUGGGCAUCGACUAUUGCAGUUAAGUGCAUUGCAGCGACAGAGACCACCAAUUGUGCGUGCCUGCUGACUGACAGCUACAGGCACCGAGCGCAGACUACUAGGAGCAUCCUGUCUUCAGUUGCGUGUGUUUCAAUCUCCCUUCGGGCGCUCUCCGCACAGACGUUUAUUAGGCGGCGGGGAAGUAACGAUCACUGAAUACAAUAUGCUCGGGACAGUACUUAAUUCUGUUCAUUUCGUUUUAGGCCAGAGGGUUCUCACUUUACUGAUGUUUGUUUCUCAGCCCGAGGAUUACCAGUGCCCGCUUAAAUUUGUUUCCCCACUAAACUGCAAGGCCCAAAAAUGUUAGCUCGAUUACUCAUCUUGUAAAUGUUUCUCCCACGAGCAUAAUAAACAUCUGCAUUUAAAUGUUUGUGAGUCACAAUCUUUUUUUUUCUUCGUGUUGUUGUUGCCGUUGUUUGUUGGUUGGUUGUUUGCCUGUUGUGUGCCGCUGUAGCAUGCUGCCUCGCCUUUGUUUUCUAGAGUCGUGGUGUGUAUGUCAGUGUGAAUGUUCCCCGUUUCUCUUGCUCUUUUUCUCACACCUUGCCGGCGGGUCUACGUAGUGUUUAACGUUGAACCCCGUUCUACUCGGGGCCCGCUUGGCUUAGCUCUCGUUCGCUACUUCAGACCUGCAGCUCUCAGAAGUGUACAUAAGCAUACCACACCAAGUAUGGUGGCCUGAAAACUACUUUGUGACUGUGACGCACUUUGACCACGAAAACAAAAGAGAGAGAGCGCCAAAUCAGUUGUGAAAUCUCUCUCUUUUCCUCUUCUCUCUUUUUUUUAUUAUUAUCGUAAGUAGCAGACAUGCGUCCCCUUUGAGAUGCGAAGCACGUAAGCUGUCUUCACCUGACUGGGCACCAACCGCAUUUUUCACGCGUUUAAUACCUAUCAUUGCACUGGGACCCUUCACUUUUGUUCACGAGGUGGAAAAGAGAGAUUUGACAACGAACCGAACCCCGGUUCCGCUUCUGUUUAGCACCACCAAUUAAGAUCCCUUCACAGAAGCGGAAACAGGGCAUUUCCGCCAAACUUAGCGGCCCAAUUCGAACCAACUGGCGCUUUGUGCGCGUCUGAGAGUGCGUCACAGAACCAAGCGUAUGCAUAUAGUAUAGACCACUGUGCGAUGCUGCAUUGACGGUGCAUGUGAUAAUGAGUGCAUAAACAUGAAAGGAAGCAUUUUCCCAUGUUUGUGUGCUAGAUGGUGUGUUGUGCAUUUGUUUGAGUUUGUCCUUUCACUGCGUUAAAGCCUACACCACCACCACCACCACCACCACAGGCUCGACUUGGAUUCCCAACACCAGCAAUUGGGAACUUAGGUCAGCCUUUGCACACGAGGACACCGGCCCAGUCAGGUGGAGAACACAUUGUGCACGCAAUGGCCUCAAGUUUUUUCAGCCACAUGUCUGCCACUUACCACACUUCUCUCUCGAUGUCCUCGCCUCUACAGUUUUGUUUCGUUUCUUCUUCUUGUAAAGAACUUACGCGAUAGCAACGUCUCUCCUGUAAUUAUUCUUUCACACUAUCACUCUGCAUCUUUCCUUUCAUGUGCUGUCUGCGUCUCUCUCUCUUGCAUUCGAUGUACCUCUAUAGUACACUUGCAGCCUCAUGCCGUUUUGUUGCUCCUUCACUGUACUUGUCUUAAGUUGUACUCGCAAUAAAUGUUGGUUUACCGUCGUCA
This is a messenger RNA of Rhipicephalus sanguineus (brown dog tick), 9038 nucleotides long. RefSeq names its product calcium-activated potassium channel slowpoke (gene slo). NCBI's taxonomy places the organism in Eukaryota, Metazoa, Arthropoda, Arachnida, Ixodida, Ixodidae. Bases 136 to 3765 code for a protein of 1209 amino acids. Gene Ontology annotation, molecular function: large conductance calcium-activated potassium channel activity. Gene Ontology annotation, biological process: potassium ion transport; transmembrane transport. Gene Ontology annotation, cellular component: postsynaptic membrane. The transcript has 30 exons. The record is from RefSeq and is a predicted model, not a curated record.